AUGGCUUCGAUUUCCUUGCCUCCGCAGACUCAAUCGACUAUGCUCUCUCAACACCUGGAUGCCCCGACCCAAGGGCUUACCGGUCACAGCCGUCGAAAUUGGUCCAUGUCUGCGCCGCUGCCAAACCCGCCUUUCGUCUUUCCUGCUCGCGAUCCCGAUGAUGUCCAAAGUCGACCUCCAGCUAUGCGUGAACCCGAGUCCCGAUCGGCCGCUCCCCUUCCCGCAUUUUCUUUCAAUCCUGGAUCGGCACAUGCAGCUCAGCCGUCCGUGUCAGUUCCUCCGCCCAACCGAGCGGGAGGACACCGUCGGCGAUGUAGUGAAUUUGUUGGGGGCGAUCAUUUGGUGAGCUCGGGGGUGCCGGAAUCCAACCAGGGCAAUGAUGAGAACUCAACGCCAAUGCCUGCCAAUCUUGCUCCUCCUGGUCCCGGUUUCAGUACCGCUGGACAUGGGAGGAGGCGUGGCCACGCACAUCGACGCUCCGCAGCAGUGUCCAGUGUCGACCUCACUGCUAUUCGACAAGCCCUUGACACGAAGCCGACCAUUGGAAGUGCUCCCGUUACGCCCGCAGAUGUGAAACGGGAGAACGUGGUGCAUGAUGAGAUGCCUAGACCCUCCCAAUCGGCCCCCAUUUUGAAUCGGCACACGCCUCCCGCCUCGCCGCCGAUGCCGACUGGUGACAAUUCUCCACACCACGCCAAACCCGCAACCCCCGGUGAUUCUCUCCCUGUGGAUCGCCCUCGCUCUUCCUCGGAGACUGCUGAAAGCACGACUACCAUUCAACCAGAACCCACCGCUAGAAAUAGCGAACCUGCUCUGGCGAACGUAACGCCUUCGCCAGCUAACCGAAAGGCUAGAGCCCGACCAAAGACUGCCGAUGCAUCUUUAAUGUUCAAUUUUAGCGCAACAGAUCUUCCAUGUGAUGGGUCACCAUCAAAACGGCCGCUGGCUGCGCUCGGUCACACCCGUCAUAAAAGCUUGUCUGCUGGGAUUCUUGACGCAGCCUUACGCAAAAAGAGCCCGACAGACGAAGAUUACCGACUUUCUUCUUCAUCCGACGACACCUCUUCGGAUACCUCUGUUGAUGAUGACGACUCACCUCAGUCUUCUAAAAAGCAGGCUUCCAAAGCCAAGAAGAAGCAAAAGAAAGUACGAUCAUGGGCCGGUUCCAUCUUGACUCGUGGCAAAGGCAAAAAGCACCAUUCGAAGAAAGAUAAAUCACAGCGCCCUAAACCGCCGAUGCUUACUAGGACAAAUUCAGACUUCGGGUCAGGCUUGGACGUUAAUUUUGACGACGACAACAUUGUCGUCUUGCGCACCCCCACCAAUCCCAGUUACCCCGAGUCCAGUCAUCCCACUAUCGACACGACUGAAACCCCACCAUCGCUGGAAAACUCAUGGAAGCCUAGGAGUUUCUAUGAGCAGGGUACCCAGCAGGGUGAUGUUUUGAGUCCCGUUAUUGAUUUAGAUGCAGCCUUAGGGCCGUUUAAUACGCCAGAUCUGCGGUCCGAUGGGCCUGCAACUGCAAGCACUGGGUUUUCGGCCGCAACAAAACGAAUGUACAGCGGUGGAAGACGGGGUGAAUUCGUCGGCCCAGAAAUGCGCUAUCAUCGACGAGCGGAAAGUGCUCCGGAGAUGCCCCCUUUCGACCGCAGUGCUUUGAUCGGAAAUCGAUUUUCCAGCAAUUCUGUGGCCGAGAACCCCGAUGUGUUUUACGAAGAGGAGGAGGAUGCCUUCCUCGCAGCCACCAAUGAAUCACCCAUAGAUGGCGAUGGCAAUGGCGAUGAAUUACCGCCAUCUCAAGCUCUCUCGUCUCCAACCAAAGAACCCGAUGACCAAUCGGCUAGUAGCAAGGACAGCUCCGAUACGCUGACUCGCGAACCGGCCGACGAUGACGUGAAACCGCAGAACGCUGGUCUCGGGAUACGGAGGAACGCACCGCCUCAUUUGAAUGUUGAUGGAGUCUCUAGCAGGGAAGAUCGCAGGGCCGCUGCUCAGCAGAAUGCUGUUAAUCAGAUACACCAAGCGAACAACCCCUUCUCUAACCAACCAAAGACUCCAGUGGAGUUUAUCAAGCAAGAGGAAUGGCACCAUAAAAUGCCAGUGCCUCCUAGCCCUGACGUUUCCCCUCGGUUUUUACCAGCUGACAAGCGCCCGGUGACAUCUCCCCUGGAACCCAUGCCUCCCUUUUCUCUCCACAACGGAUCUUCUCUUCCAAAUUCCUCUUUUCCAUCUCCGGAUUUCCAUGGUUGCUCGCCCGAUGGUCCUCGUUCUAUCACAACGUCAUCGACAACCGAUCGCAAAUUCUCGAACCCUUCGUAUAAUAUGUCUAUGGACUUCCCACACGCGUCAAUCGAGGAUGUGCCAUCGUUGACUAGCAGUGCAUCAACCAUGACCAACACAAUGAACCGUUUCUCCGCUACCUUUUUCCCUCGUCGAGGUUCCAAUGAUCGCUCAGCGUCGUUCUCUGCUGCCGUCCACCGUCGCAGCAGCCACGCCCAUAGUCAAAAGAGGACAAGCCUUGCUAGCUUGUCCAAGUUGAUGGUUGGGCCACAUGCGGAACGAAGUAAGCUCAGUUAUGAAGAGAAGCCACCUGGAGAUACGCCUGAAAAGACGAAAAAGAAGGGUCGCCGAAUCAGCCGUCUAAUGCAUUUCUGGCGAACAAAAGAUAAAGACAAGUCUAGCCCGCAUACUGUCUACGAGGAACAAUCAUGA
This is a messenger RNA of Aspergillus wentii DTO 134E9, 2712 nucleotides long. RefSeq names its product putative cell wall proline rich protein. The record is from RefSeq and is a predicted model, not a curated record. The transcript has a single exon. Lineage: Eukaryota; Fungi; Ascomycota; Eurotiomycetes; Eurotiales; Aspergillaceae. The coding region runs from base 1 to 2712 and encodes 903 amino acids.